AUGAAACCCUCAACUGCUGCCAUUUUCCCGACUCUACCCGUGGAACUCAUCGAGCUCAUUGCAGAAUCAGUUGAAUCAGUUGACUCCGAUAGCUUACUAGACCUACGUCUUGUCUGUCGAGAUCUUCAGAAGAAAACUUUCAACCAUUUCGCUCGUCGAUUCUUUUCAUCUAUUAGAACAGACCUCUCAGAAGAAAGUCUCAGUCGAAUCAACGCGCUCUCCCGUCAUGAAGAGCUCCGACCCCACGUUCAAGGACUAGCAUUUAUGCUACAGAAUGGUAUUGGUCGUGGCUUGGUAUGGAAUCGUCAUUCAUGGGGUUCUUUGUCAUCGCCUAUGGAGAUCGAGCAAAUCCGCCGACUUCGUGAUAAUCUUGUCAACAAUCUCAUAAAUUGUCGUUCAUUCUUCAUUGUCUGCCGAUACCCUGAAGGUCAUCCGGAUUUAAAUCGUGUUACAGUCACCGAUGCAGUUGCCGUGUUUUUCGCACUCGUCGUGGACUCACAAUUGCCAGUCUCAUCGUUUCACCUGGUAUAUGCGAACAGAAGUUCUCGCACUCUGAUGAUGGAUAUGCGACGAGUGCCCAAGCUCCUAUAUCGUCAACCGAAGUUUCACAUGGUCUGGUCAAAUCUCCAAAAGCUGUCAUUGGAGCAAUAUUUGACUCUGGAUAACUUUGGAUUUCUCCUUGAACUGGUGCUUUGCGCACCCAAUCUCAAGACCCUAUUACUUAACUUGGGAUCGCAUGACUUGGCCGCUGAAUUCAUGCACGAGUUAGCAGAGACUGUCUCGUUUACCCAACUAGAGGAACUAGCUCUGUUCAGGACUGCAUUAAGGGCGAAGGACCUGAUGAAGCUGCUGACAAGCGCUCAAGAUACAUUAAAAAUACUCACAUUUUAUCGCAUUUCCGUACUUCAGGAAGAUAACUGGUCAUCGGUUCUAAAAAGCCUCAGUCAAGGUUUUGUGAAUUUGACAGCGAUUUCACUAUAUUAUCUAUGGUCGAAUUUCCCCAAAGGGGAGCUGCUAUCGUUUCCAGGUCUUGAAAAGUCACCUGUUAUUUGCCAGACUCCCGACCAGCGUUUGCAUAUUUUCUACACUGAAAGCCAGAAGACUCAAACUGCGCUAGGAGUUGAAUACUCUGGAUCGAACAUGUCUCAAGUCUUAAGCUUGUUACAGACAACGACUGUCUACUUGUAUGAUACCGCGACCUAG
Molecule: messenger RNA, 1203 nt
Organism: Penicillium malachiteum
Lineage: Eukaryota; Fungi; Ascomycota; Eurotiomycetes; Eurotiales; Aspergillaceae
Exons: 1
Coding region: 1-1203 (400 amino acids)
Source: RefSeq, a predicted model, not a curated record